AUGAGCACAGGAGCGUACUCCGGCUACUCAGAGUACUUCCACAACAAGGAACUCCAGCAGCUCGAAAGCGAUCUCCAGUUCAGAUCAAAGUACCAGCGCGAUCACAACAUCGCUCACCCAACCCUCUUCCAAAACUGCAUCAUAUACGUCAAUGGCCGCACCGUGCCAUCGCGACUCCAACUCCACAAACUCGUCAUCCUACAUGGCGGCACCUUUAAGCACUACCUCAGUGCUAAAUCAGCGGUAACCCACAUCAUCGCUUCGGAGUUGAACGCUUCCAAGAAAAUCUCUCUAGCAAACGCUAAAGUCGUGCUCCCAGAAUGGAUCACUGAGUCCAUCGCCAGAGGGAAACUCUUGCCCUGGCAAGACUUUCGCACUAUAAAAACUUCAAGGCUACAGGGCCAGAUUACAGACUUCGCUACCGUGCAAAACUGCAUGGACCCCAACUUCAUCGCUUCGUUCUUCAAGGCGUCCCGUUUGCACCAUCUCUCGAACUGGAAAGCCCAGCUCAGAGACCAGUUCGUCAAACAGCUCUUCGAUGACCAAGGUACAGCUGUGGCCCCGCAUAACAGCAAGGAAUACGUGUACUUUCACGUCGAUUUCGACUGCUUCUUCGCCCAGGUCUCAGCAAAGGUCGACGGGAAAUACGAUAUCCAUACCACCCCCAUAGCCAUCUCCCACGGAAUCAAGAACUCCGACAUCUCCAGCUGUAACUAUGUGGCUCGCUCGUUUGGAGUUCACAACGGCAUGUGGGUCUCGUCCGCUUUGAAACUUUGCCCCGACUUGAAAAUAUUGGACUACGAGUUCGACGAGUACGAAGUCGUAUCGUCUUUGUUCUACAACGCCUUGCGCGAAACAAACCUCUUCGACAUGGUCCUCCCUAUUUCUGUCGAUGAAGCCAUCUGCUGCAUGGCACUGGAACCGCACAUUACAGCGGAAUACCUCGUCAAGGCGUGCGACGAUAUCAGAUCCAGCGUCUACAAGCAAACGCAUGGCUACACCGUCAGUAUCGGAUGUGCGUCCUCCGUGCUACUCGCACGCUUGGCUCUACGCAAGGGUAAACCCAAUGGCUCGUACGUCGCCUGGUUUGACAACGAUAACGACAAGACACGUACUCAUUCGUUUAUCGACCAAUUCAGCUUAAAGGAUUUGCCCGGUAUCGGUUACAGCACAAACGAAAAGAUCCAACAAGAGUUUGGCAGCGAUAUUGCAACCGUAUCGGAUUUAAGACAAUGUUUGCAAGAUGUCUCAGGCCUAUCGAGACUCACCAAGCGUAUAGGCUCGAAAAAUACCAAAAAACUUGAGACGUACUUGAACGGUAACGACGACGAUGAAACGUUGAGCAUGGUUAAGGACCCACGCGCGUUCUUCCAGAAAAAAUCCCUUUCCGUAGAAGUAAACUACGCGAUAAGGUUCAAGACCAUCCAUGAGGCAGACACGUUCCUUGAAAGGCUAUCCCAGUAUCUUUGCGACAAAUUGAAAGACACCAGGGCAUUGACUAGGCAGGUUACUCUUAAACUGAUGAAGAGGGCUGCGGGCGCGCCCGUAGAGCCUCCAAAGUUUAUGGGUAUGGGUCGAUGCGAUGCCGUUAGUAAAAGUAGCACGCUCGGUGCCAGUACGGAUAAACAUGGCACCAUCGCGUCAGAGUGCAAGACCCUUUUCAGACUCUUGAGCGUGCCUCCAACAGAAGUGAGAGGAGUCGGUAUCCAGUUCCACAGGCUAACUGGAGACCCAGCUCAGCAGCAGCAAGGUGCAACUAAAAACGACAUAGCAUCGGACUUGUUGCAGAAGAGAAGGGCACGGUCAGAGGAGGUUGUGGCAGCACAAUUUGAUGUAGAUCCACACACCCCGCCAGCAAAGAGCAUUGCCAACUCGCCAAUCAAAAACUACUGGGACCGUCACCUCAAACGUAGCGUUACGCCCUUCGAGUAUGACUUCCCUGAAGAACUCGAUCCCGAGUUCAUGUCAAAUUUGCCGAAAGAAGUCCAAGAAGAAGUUCUUCUGCACCAUAAAGUAGCGAAAAGGGCGAAGAAAUCGCUUCGCUCCAAGGUUAACGGUGAUCCACAAAAGCAAAUCAAGCAAACUCAAGAUCUACAUUUCAUACAUGACGGAAGGCUCGUUCCGCCACUAUCAUUCCAAGGUUUAAAGUCAGUAAAACAAGUCUCUAAGACUCUUGUCGAUUGGGUAGAUGCGACCAUUGAGGCUGGUCCUCACGAUAAAGAUCUCCAACUCUUCAUGGACUACCUUGAAAAGUUGGCAGACCAAGGUCGCUCGCAUAUUAUCCUACAGUUGAUAAAAACAAUAAAAACAAGAAUCGAAGAUCAUUACAGCAUGGCACCAGCAACCACCAAUUUAGAAAAUUGGGAAUACUUGUUGCUUCGUAAACUCGUGCCCAUUCUAAACAGAACAAGGUCCGAUGUGGACUAUAAUCUGGUAUUUGAUCUAUGA
This is a messenger RNA of Kluyveromyces marxianus DMKU3-1042, 2448 nucleotides long. RefSeq names its product deoxycytidyl transferase (gene REV1). Bases 1 to 2448 code for a protein of 815 amino acids. Gene Ontology annotation, biological process: error-free translesion synthesis; error-prone translesion synthesis. The record is from RefSeq and is a predicted model, not a curated record. The transcript has a single exon. Gene Ontology annotation, cellular component: nucleus. Lineage: Eukaryota; Fungi; Ascomycota; Saccharomycetes; Saccharomycetales; Saccharomycetaceae. Gene Ontology annotation, molecular function: DNA-directed DNA polymerase activity; damaged DNA binding; deoxycytidyl transferase activity.